Messenger RNA from Achroia grisella, 2766 nucleotides. RefSeq names its product cleavage and polyadenylation specificity factor subunit 6 (gene Cpsf6). Gene Ontology annotation, biological process: mRNA alternative polyadenylation. The record is from RefSeq and is a predicted model, not a curated record. Bases 8 to 2197 code for a protein of 729 amino acids. Gene Ontology annotation, cellular component: mRNA cleavage and polyadenylation specificity factor complex. The transcript has 15 exons. Gene Ontology annotation, molecular function: mRNA binding. Lineage: Eukaryota; Metazoa; Arthropoda; Insecta; Lepidoptera; Pyralidae.
UCGCAAAAUGGCGGACGGCGGCGUGGAUAUUGAUCUCUACGCCGACGAUAUUGAAUCGGAUUUUAAUAGACAAGAUGAGUUCGGUGGUGACAAUGUGGAUUUGUACGACGACGUGAUUGCGGCACCUGUUGUGAAGCCUGAGGAUGGUGAUGGGCCUCCUAACGCGGGAGCUCCGCAACAUUCGCAUCCGCCAGAGGAGACAAACGGCUCUUCUCAAUAUCACAACAGCGCACCAAACCACGGACAUCAUGGCCGCCGCUUCCAGCUUUACGUCGGCAACCUAACCUGGUGGGCUACAGACCAAGAUGUGGCUAAUGCAGUCGGUGAUGUCGGUGUAACCGACUUUCAAGAUGUGAAGUUCUUCGAGAAUAGAGCAAAUGGACAGUCCAAGGGGUUCUGCGUUAUAUCCCUUGGUUCGGACCAGUCUGUUAGGAUGGUCAUGGAUCGCCUGCCAAAGAAAGAGAUACAUGGGCAGCAUCCUGUUGUCACCUUACCCACUAAACAGGCGCUGAACCAGUUUGAGAGUCAGUCUAAGACCAGAUCGACUCCCCCUGGACCCAACCCUGGCAUGAGAGGACCGCAUCCGGGCGGUCCACCCGGACCACAUCCAGGAGAAUUUUUCGGCGGAGGACCAAACGGUCCGGGUCCGAACGGCCCUCGCAUGAUGAUGUCGGGCCCCGGGCCGCACCACCAGAUGCGCGGGCCGCCGCCGGGCCCGCACGGGCCGCACCACCUGCCGCAGCACCCGGGCCCGCCGCACCACCUGCAGCACCAGGGCCCGCCCGCCCACCAGGGGCCCCCGCCGCACAGGCCGCCCAUGCAGUUCCAAGGGCCGCCGCAGAUGCAGCGGGCCCCGGGUCCGCGGCCGGGCCCCGAGUGGGGCCCGCGCGGGUCCCCGCACCACCUGCCGCCGCAGCCAGCGCCGCAGUACGGCCCGCCGCAACACCAGAUGCCGCACCAGUUGCCGCCGCCGCACGCAGCACCUGGCCAAGGUCUUCCGCCGCCUCAUCACCAGCUGCCACCACAUCAACAGGGCCCGAUGCGAGGCCCCGCACCUCUACCACAACAUCCAGGCGUAGCCGUGGGCGGAGCGCCAGCGCCGCACGUGAACCCCGCGUUCUUCAACCAGCAACCGCCCGCCCACCAGCCGCCCGCACACCAACCUCCGCCCGGCGUGCAGCAGGCGCCGCCGCCAGGACCCGGUACACCGUACGGUCACCCGCAACAUAAUGCUCCGCCGCCAGGACCUCCACCCGGAGCACGGCAACCCUACGGGAGACCACCACAGAGCUACGGCGGCGGGCCGGGCGUGGGCCCGGGCGUGGGUCCGGGCGUGGGCCCCGGCGCGGGCGCGGGCGCGUCCCCGGGCCGCGGGCCGCACCACGCGCUGCCGCCGCACCCCGCGCACCCCGCGCACCCCGCGCACCCGCAGCACGCCCCGCACCCGCAGCACGUGCAGCACGCGCCGCACGCGCAGCACGUGCCGCCCAUCUCGGAGGCGGAGUUUGAGGAGGUAAUGAACCGCAACCGCACCGUCUCCUCUUCCGCUAUCGCGCGCGCCGUCAGCGACGCAGCCGCUGGAGAGUACGCAUCCGCCAUCGAGACGCUCGUUACAGCCAUCUCACUCAUCAAACAGAGCAAGGUGGCACACGACGACCGCUGCAAGAUUCUAAUAUCCUCCUUACAAGACACACUACACGGUGUGGAGACAAAAUCCUACAGCAGUGGCGAUAGAUCGCGGCGGUCAAGAUCGCGCGAACGCGACGCACGUGCGCAUCACCGCGCCCCCCGGCGUCGCGAGCGGUCAGCCAGCCGCUACAGGGAGCGCAGUCGGGAACGUGAACGGGACCGCGACCGCGACCGCGAGGAGAGAGACAGGUACAGCGAAAGGUCGAGGGACCGUGAUCGCGAACGUGAUCCAUAUGCAUACAGGGAUUAUAGAGAACGUGAACGCGACAGGUCAAGAUCCCGUGACCGCGAGCGUGCUGACCAUUAUAAUAGAGGACACAGCAGAGAAGAGAGGCCGCGCAAGUCGCCGGUAGAGGUGGCGCCGGAAGGUGGCGCUGGUGAUGCCAGCAGCGCGAAAGCACGAGCCGCGCCGUACUACGACGAGCGUUAUCGUGAGAGACGCGAACGAGACGCGCCGCCCGCUGACCGUGAUCGCGAACGCGAGCAUCGCCGGGACGCAAGACACUAGUGUGUUACCAAAACUGGCCACGUACAUAAUACUACAACCGCAGAUACGGAUAUGCAUAAAUGUGUCAAUCGUAACCACAGACUAAAAAUAUUUCGUUAAAUCUUUACAUAGAUAGUAUAAAACAAAGUUGUCGCCGCUGUCUGUUGAGCUUAUAUCUUUGAAAUUAUGCAACGGACUUUAAUGCAGUUUCCAGCAAUAGACAGUAUUGAACAAACUGAAAGAUUUGUAUUGCAUCCGUACUGUGUCGGGACGGGUCGCUAGUUAUGUAUACAAUUGUAAACCAACAACUUAAUGCAAUGUACUUUGCAUGUCCGUUUUUUGAGACUAUUAAGUUGUGAGUUGCUAUAUGAUAUCUAUUUAUUUUAGUCGCAAUUGGUAUACCAAGGUGAAACCCAUGAAAUAAUAUUCAUAAACACAGCCAAAUUUCUUGCCAAAAUUCUUGAAAUUUGGUUUUGUUUAUGAUUAUUAUACUACUGAUUUACUUAUUGCUCUCAGGUAUAAUUAUUAUCUAUUCCACUCCUAACUUAAAAUCUGCUUAAGAUUGUCAAAUCAAAACGAAACUUACACCG